AUGUCGAAUUCAAUUAUACAACUGAUAGCUUCCGAUAAGUUUAACGGUGAAGGAUAUUCAAAUUGGAAAUCCAACAUCAAUAUGAUAUUAGUUAUGGAUGGUUUGAGGUUUGUAUUGAUGGAGGAAUGUCCUCCGGUUCCCAGUACAACAGUGAAUCAAAAUGUUCAGGACAUCUAUGAUCGGUGGGUUAGGGCUAAUGAAAAAGCUCGGGCCUACAUCUUAGCAAGUAUAUCCGAUGUACUUAAUAAGAAACAUGAGGUAAUGCCCACCACCCGUGAGAUAAUGGCGUCGCUUCAAAAGAUGUUUGGGCAGCCAUCAUCCUCUGUACGACAUGAAGCCAUUAAGUAUGUGUAUAGUACUCGCAUGAAAGAUGGUUCCAACAUUAGAGAACACGUUCUCUAUAUGAUGGUCCAUUUUAAUGUUGCUGAGGCUCAUGGGGCGAUGAUAGAUGAGAUAAGUCAAGAAAAAGAAGUAAAUGUUAUUUCUAAAUCUAAGAAGAUUUUUAAGGGGUCGAUGUCUGGAACAAGACUCACUGAUAACAAGAAGUCUGCUCCUUGUUCUUCAAAAGAUAAAUCUGUACAAAUGAAGAAGAAGGGUAAAGGGAAUUAG
Messenger RNA from Benincasa hispida (wax gourd), 609 nucleotides. RefSeq lists its product as uncharacterized. The record is from RefSeq and is a predicted model, not a curated record. NCBI's taxonomy places the organism in Eukaryota, Viridiplantae, Streptophyta, Magnoliopsida, Cucurbitales, Cucurbitaceae.